Messenger RNA from Impatiens glandulifera, 944 nucleotides. RefSeq names its product zinc finger protein GIS3-like. The coding region runs from base 211 to 885 and encodes 224 amino acids. The record is from RefSeq and is a predicted model, not a curated record. Gene Ontology annotation, cellular component: nucleus. NCBI's taxonomy places the organism in Eukaryota, Viridiplantae, Streptophyta, Magnoliopsida, Ericales, Balsaminaceae. Gene Ontology annotation, molecular function: transcription cis-regulatory region binding; DNA-binding transcription factor activity. Gene Ontology annotation, biological process: trichome differentiation; gibberellic acid mediated signaling pathway; trichome morphogenesis. The transcript has a single exon.
UUCUUUCUUCCUUCUUGGGAUGUCCGCAACCAUCUCUCUCCCUUGUUUCUUCAUUCACCACUUUUAAUUUAACUCUUUUCAAUCCUUUCGACACUCUUUAUAAAUACGCUCCACAGAUUAAGCAUCUUCCUUAACACACACAAACACACUUCUCCUCUCUCUCUCUCUCUUAUUCUUGAUUCUCUCUCUCUCUCUUAUUCUUGAUUAUCAAUGGAAGAAAUGACAGAAUAUCUAAGCAAAUCAACAGCCAAUAACAAUAACAAUAUUAGCCCAUCAUCAAGCGGUUCAUCUUUAAAGAUUUUCGGCUUCAACGUAUCAGAACAAGACAUCAUCGAAGAACCUGAACAUCCCGGAAGUGUUUUUCCGGCGUCCUCCGUCGACGGCCGGAAAUACGAGUGUCAAUACUGCUAUCGUGAAUUCGCUAAUUCACAAGCUCUCGGCGGCCAUCAAAAUGCCCAUAAAAAAGAAAGACAACAACUCAAAAGAGCCCAAUUACAAGCAUCUCGAAACGCAGCCGUUUCCUACAUGCGAAACCCAAUGGUCUCAGCUUUCGCCCCACCUCCUCACCUUCUAGUUCCGACCAUGCCGGCGGCGGCUGCUCCGGCGUGGGUCUAUGUUCCUCGUGCCGGGUCAGGUUCAAUCCCGCCGUUUCAUUUGUCUCACGGCUGCGUUAUACCCCAUGCGGCUUCUGGUGGUAGGGCUGCCGGAGUAACCUCAUACGGCGGCGGAGUUGGGUUCACGGCGGCGUCACAGACGGCGAGGUCGGUGGAGGUAAGUGAAACGACGUCGUUGAGUAGGUUUUCGAGAGGGGGUGAUGGUGGACCUAGCUUUGAUGAUGUUUUCGGCUUGGAUUUGCAUUUAAGCUUGGCGCCAGCCGCGCCGUGAGAUUCCGGGUCGGGUCUUGCAUUUCGGGUUUGAGUGUUUCGGAUUUGUAAGACUGAAAC